AUGCCCGGCGCCCACGGGGGAGAAGGGCGGGUGUCAGAGGAUGAAGUGGCCCCUAGUAUGCGUGGGGCCGAGGUGGCCCUUCCAGGAACCCUCUGGGGCCCGCUCUUUCGGACCCAGGUCUCCAACUUCGCCCUCGCUACUGGGGCGGGAGAGGAAGAACACUUUUCUAGGAUAACUAGGCAGCUGACCUUGGGUUUAUUAUUAAGACGUUGUUGGAAAGGUAUUCCUGUAACAGCCAAAACUUCUUCAUUGCUGGCAGGAAAACUACUAAAUGACUUUAACAGUUCAACUCAGGUUGUGUUUAUAUGGAUAUAUGAUCCUGAACAAGCAUCCCCUGAUGAAUUGCAAAGGACUGCAAAUGAACCUUCACCGUAUUCCAAAGAACUUGUCAAGGAAUUGGCCUCUUAUGGACAGAAACCUACCAUUCACACAGUUAAGAAAAGAAGAACUUAUACACCAGAUGAAGGCAUAAAUAAUGGGAUGUGGUCAGUCACUUUACCAAUGACAUCUAAUGAUGAGCUGAAAGAAAUUAAAGGACGCCCAAUGGAUUUUUAUGAUUGUUUAGUUGCCGAUAGUAUUUUCUUUUUGACUUUUCCUUUCUUGAAAAUACCUGAGACUUCUGGUUUUCUGCCAAUUUCUUCACCUCCUGGUAGUCAGUUAAUGGCAGACUGGGAGGCCUGUGCAUCUUCAUAUAUUGUGGUGGUAUCUGAUAAGGAGACUUUUCAGUCAAAUGAUUCCUUUCAGACAUGGACCAGAAUCAGAGUGCCUCCAGGUAGUCUGACUGAUGAAGAAAGAAGCAGCGUGUCUAAUGUGAGUUUCUCUCACGAAGGAAUAUUUUUUCUAAUAAGAGGUAUUCUUUACAUAAGAAGUAUGCAUGACUUUACAAGACUGGGAAAAAACGCAAAUCUUCCUGAUGAAAUCAUUGGCAUCACAACAAGAAAAUGGUGCUGGGACAAAUAUUUACUCAAGGUUAAAGACCAAAUAAGUUACAUAGCAGUUUGGACAAAAGAUGCACUUUAUCUUGGAUAUGAACACCUUCAAUUUAACAAAAUAAUAGAAACAGAUAAUCUGAGGCAACUUCUACAUGAUCCAAAUGCUACUCUAAAUAUACACAAUGUUGAGUAUACAGAACAUCCGUUGGAGCUUGCCUUGUUAGUAGAGUCCUGCACCCAGUGUAACAUCACCGGAACAGUCCACUUUAUAAUAAUUAAUGAAGACACAGAAGAGUUUCUGAUCAAAGAAUUUAAGUUAUUAAGAAAUCCUCACACUUUUUUUAGUAUGCAUUUUGCCCUUUCAGGAACACCAGAUUUCAUACUCAGUGACAAAACUAAAAUAUUCUAUUGUUAUCAAAACUUUGCCGAUAAAGGGCUUUUACAGAUACCUAUCAAGAGUGGCCAUAUUCAUCAAGUUUUCAUAGAUUAUUUGGGAAACUUCAUUGUAAAAUUGGAAAACAAUGUCAUGUUUUUUUUCAAGAAUAAUAAUAAACGGAUACUAAAGCUACAUUCCUGGACCAAUAGCACAACAAAAUACAUAAUUGCAAUGUGCCCAACUGGUCAAAUAUUUUUCAUACAUGUUUCGGAAAUUGGCAAUGUAUAUACUGAAACUUAUCCUUUGCAACUGGAGGUAGAUAGCGUAGCUUUCAAAAUAAAAGAUACGUGCCCCUACAUUGAAUUUCAGAAUGACAUUCUUGGGAACACCUAUAUUUUAGAUAAGGGACAGAAUCUGUCCUUUUUGAUUGAACUAACAUAUCCAGAAGAUGUUGGCAUGGAUAUUCUUAUGGAAUCUUAUGGACCAGACAUUUUAGAAAUAAGAGAAAAGAAUAGCUAUGAAUUUUCCUUCGGACAAAACUAUAAAUCUAAGGAAAUUGAAUUUUAUCUGAGUGAAAAUUUUGAGGGUGUAAGUGAUUAUUUCAAAUUACAAUAUAAUAAAACAGGUAUUGUUCUUUUUAACUUUAAGCCUAGUGACACUGCAAGUACAUGUAUCAAUCCCCAAAAGAGAGUAAAAUAUGACUGGAAAAUAUAUGGCUGCCCAUUAAAAGUUCAUAUCAAAGAAAAGUUUCAGCCUUUGGUUCAAUUAUACAAUGAAGAAGGCUAUGUUGAAGAUAUUGAUGUAAAUUUCAUAGUGUGGGAAAUACAUGGCAGGAAGGACUAUAGCUUCAAUACCACUAUGGCUGAAAGUGGUUGUUUGAGGGAAGCCCAGACAUGGAAGUCAAUGACUGAUUUUAACAAGAGCCUUCCAUUAGAAGAUGUGUGGGGACCAGAGAAUUAUAGGCACUGUUUUUCUCUUUCUGAAAAACGAGAAGACUUAAAUCAACCAUAUGAGAUUAUCAACAAGACUAACAAAAACCAUUUAGUGUGGCCAAUGGACCACACUGGAAUGUAUGUGUUUCGUGUGAAGAUACUGGAUCCAAACUAUAGGUGA
Sorex araneus (European shrew) is the source of this 2421-nucleotide messenger RNA. It is a transcript of the gene CATSPERE, whose product is annotated as catsper channel auxiliary subunit epsilon. The record is from RefSeq and is a predicted model, not a curated record. Lineage: Eukaryota; Metazoa; Chordata; Mammalia; Eulipotyphla; Soricidae. Gene Ontology annotation, biological process: sperm capacitation; flagellated sperm motility. The transcript has 14 exons. Gene Ontology annotation, cellular component: CatSper complex; sperm principal piece. The coding region runs from base 1 to 2421 and encodes 806 amino acids.